Gongylonema pulchrum is the source of this 369-nucleotide messenger RNA. The record is from the annotation of a GenBank genome assembly. Lineage: Eukaryota; Metazoa; Nematoda; Chromadorea; Rhabditida; Gongylonematidae.
AGAGAAAAAGAAGCGCAACAACUGGAAAAAGAGAUUCGAAUGGAAGUAGAGCAGCUGCGAUCCGAGAAAAUAGUACUUACCGCGGAAAACGAGGAAUUCAGACGGCGAUUGAAUAGAGCCGAGGUGGAACAUCGUGAAUUUGAUGCACACCGUGCACGCAUGGAACGAGAACGCUCAGCGCUCAAACGAAAUAUUGAGUCGCGUAUGGAUGCAGCAAUGCGGCAGAUAACGGCCGAACGUCAGGCACUGGAUAAGUCCUUAACAACGAUGGAAAAGGAGAAUAUGGAAUUGUACAGGAACUGCACCUUACUUCAGAACCAGGUUAUUUAUCAUUUUUUCAGGACCUCUGUAUCAGUUUUUGUGAAUUAA